CGUUGACUGCUGUGCGAUGUACUAUCCAUUCCAACAAGCGUAGACUCUUCUAUAUUACUCCAACCACUCUUUUUUCCUCCAUCCACUGAACCAAAUCCUCAUAGCUUGAUUGUGAUUUUGAGAGUAUCCUUCUCUGAUUUUUUCUCUCCAAAAUCAAAAUCUGUUGAACCCUUUUCCUCCUCAUAAGAUUCUCUCUCCCUUUCUAAUAAUUAUCUGACUUUUAUCCUCUCACAUCCACAAAUGCUUUUCUCAAAGAAUGGCCAUAGAUUCUUCAAAUUCAGAAGCCAGGUUUCUUGCCCAUGUCUUUUAUACUGUCUUUUCAAUUUUUGAUAACCUUUUCACCCUCAUCAAACUCUCUUCAUCAUCCACAAGAAUUUUCAACCAAAGCACUCAUCAGUCUUUUGGCUCAACACUCACAAUCUUAUUUGGUGUGACCUUAUUGUGGGACUACACACAGUAAUCAUUAUUGUUCUUCUUUAAUAAUCCAUACAACAAACAGUUUCCAAAAUAUCCCUCUCAAAGGAGUGGCACCUCUUGUUGUUAUUGCCACUCUUCUCCUAUAUUUUAAGUCCUUCAUACACACCAAGAUUUAUUCACAAGUUAACACCAAUGGUUCACAAGCACUUCUACGAGCUUUCAUGUGGAGUUGUUGAAAUGGCUUGGAUUAUGCUUAGUGUUGACUACUCACGCCUCCUGUGGCAAUUGUUUGGAGUAUUUUCUUACGAGAACCAUGAAUGGAAACCUCGGAUCAUCUAGCACACACCCUUCAGUUUAGUCACAUAAUAGUUACAUAUAAUAUUUAAUUUGUUGCCGAGUUUUCAAUACUAGUAGCUGUAAGUCUAUAAUACUCGUCCAUAGUAAUUCUAUCUGGCUCGAGCAGGAUUACCUCCUGUGAUAAAUACCUGUGCCGGUUAAGUCAGAGUUGUGGUGAUCAGUGAUCGAGCCACAGCAAGAGCCAUGUACAAGGGAAGAUUAGGAGGCAAGGCUCAGCUUGGAUAUGUUGAAACUGACCCUUUGGGUCGAUAUGGACGUUUCAGGGACAUUCUAGGCAAAGGAGCAGUGAAGGUAGUGUAUAGGGCCUUUGAUGAGGUCCUAGGAAUAGAGGUGGCUUGGAACCAAGUCAAGCUUGGUGAUGUGUUUCAUUCACCAGAUCUACUUCCGAGGCUUUAUUCAGAGGUUCAUCUCCUCAAGAACUUGGAACAUGACUCCAUCAUGACCUUCCAUGAUUCUUGGAUUGAUGUCAACUGUAGAACCUUCAACUUCAUCACCGAAUUGUUCACAUCUGGCACCCUACGAGAGUAUAGAAAGAAGUACCAGCGAGUAGAUAUCAGAGCAGUGAAGAAUUGGGCACGCCAGAUUCUAAGUGGCUUGGAGUAUUUGCACAGCCAUGAUCCUCCUGUGAUACAUAGAGACCUCAAAUGUGACAAUAUCUUCAUCAAUGGCCAUCUGGGGCAGGUCAAGAUUGGUGACUUGGGCCUUGCAGCCAUUCUCCGUGGCUCCCAACAUGCACACAGUGUCAUAGGUACACCAGAAUUUAUGGCACCUGAAUUGUAUGAAGAGGAAUACAAUGAGCUGGUCGACAUAUACUCCUUUGGGAUGUGCAUGAUAGAAAUUUUUACUUCUGAGUUCCCGUACAGCGAGUGCUCUAACCCUGCUCAGAUAUACAAGAAAGUUACUUCGGGGAAGCUACCAGAAGCCUAUUACAGAAUCCAUGACUUGGAAGCCCAAAGAUUUGUGGGAAAAUGUUUGGCAAAUGUCUCAGAGAGGUUGUCAGCAAAGGAGCUCUUGUUGGACCCAUUUUUAGCCAAGGAACAACUAGACUCUCCACUUCCUAGCCCAACAUUACCUAAAAAACAAGCCCCCACACUCAAUUUCACUGCAUCACUUGCCAAAGAGUUAUCUCAGCCAAAGAGUAACCAAACAAAGGACUCACACAUGACAAUCACCGGAUCAAUAAAUGAAGAGGAUGACACGGUUUUCCUGAAAGUACAAAUUUCUAACAAAGAUGGGCAAAAGAGAAACAUUUUCUUUCCAUUUGACACCAUAUACGACACUGCCAUUGAUGUGGCAAUGGAGAUGGUUAAAGAACUGGAGAUUAGUGACUUGGAACCAUUGGAGAUUGCUAAAAUGAUUGAGGAGGAGAUAUCAGCUUUGGUCCCUAAAUGGAGGGAUUGGGGCAGUGCUGAGUAUCAAAAGCAGCAUAGUUUUAGCUAUGAAGAAGAGUAUGACAUGAGUAACCACCACCCUUUCUUCUCAACAUCUUCUCGCUCUUCCUCUCAUGCUUCUCUUCCAGUGUUUGGUUCUUCCUACAAGAAUAAUUCCCACUAUCGUGGGAAUCAUUACCCUUUUGCUCAAGAUUGGCCUCAAGGUUGGCACCAAAACAACCCCCAGCAAAACCUGCACCACCCCAUAUCAUUCAUCAAAAGAAUAAGAAAAAGCAACAAAGAACCAAGGGGGGACAUGGAGCCAAACCCUUGGAAGGUCAAACUAAACUAUACUUAAACCUGUAGUAAGGUAGAGCUAUUCUGUCCAGUACAAAAAGAUUAGAGAUAAAAGCGGGAAAACACAACUAUAGAAGUUAAUUUAGUCCUUAACAUUACAAAAAUGCAAGACUCUAGAAGUUAUCUAUUGAACCUUCCAACAGAGUAACGCCUCCGUCUUUCUAGUUAGGCAUUUGAGUGUCUGUGGACCGUCUAACCGAGUAAUUAUCUAUGCUUUUAAGACUUGGCACUUGAGGCCUUGUAACGCGUCCUAUUGAAGAUGAGUGAGUCUCUGAUCCUUGAGCUCAAUAUAAUGAUUUCUAGGAGACACACAAUAAAUAGUUGUGGCCAAUCCUUGCACGCCAAGUUACGCAUAAUAGAGGCUCACUAGGAUUUUUAAAGUUCGCGUUGAAGUUUAAAACUGAUAGGUGUGUUCUUUAAUGUGAUCAUCUGUCAAUAUAGUCCUUGACUUUAGUGUGUCACAAUCUCACAUACUAAAAUAACUUAUUAAAUAGAAACAACUUUUUUCUUCAUAAAAUCAAAAAUUAAAUUAACUAUUAGUUAUCAAAAUUUAUGAUUUUUAAUAACAACAAUUGACUAGAAAUGUCAAUUUCAAGGACUAUGUUGAUGUAUUACUCUCAAGGAAAGCUACUACUGUUAUUUUCAGUGCAGUUAAAGAAUUUGAUU
Glycine soja is the source of this 3167-nucleotide messenger RNA. Its product is annotated as probable serine/threonine-protein kinase WNK5. The coding region runs from base 958 to 2502 and encodes 514 amino acids. NCBI's taxonomy places the organism in Eukaryota, Viridiplantae, Streptophyta, Magnoliopsida, Fabales, Fabaceae. The record is from RefSeq and is a predicted model, not a curated record. Gene Ontology annotation, molecular function: protein serine/threonine kinase activity; ATP binding. The transcript has 7 exons. Gene Ontology annotation, biological process: intracellular signal transduction; protein phosphorylation. Gene Ontology annotation, cellular component: cytoplasm.